CUUAUCUUUAUUAGCGAAUCGAAUGUAUGUUUCCGGGCUUCCCAAAAGGUACCGUAAGUUACUAAUGGUGGCAACCCACCCAGCUCAAUCCAAUUCCCAUAUGAAAGUGUGCCAGUCAGAGAUAAAAACUUCCAAGAAAAUGAGCCAACAAGACCUAUAAAUAUGUUAAAGGCAGCUACAGUCUGCACACUCAUUCCUAAAAUGUCUCCGGUCACAUGUCUAGUAGCUCCACUGCUCCUUCUGAUCGCCACGACAUCUGUUCCUGGUCAAGCCAAGGCGGCGGAUGUUUCGCGAAUCAUAGGCGGAGAAUUUGCGGGCCCUGGCCAGUUCCCACAUCAGGUAUCGCUCCAGUUGAAAGGGCGCCAUCAUUGCGGAGGAUCUCUCAUCUCCGACACGAUGAUUGUAACUGCCGCCCACUGCACCAAGGACCAGAACCCUUCGCAGAUGAAGGCCAUAGUGGGAACCAACGAUCUGAGCGCCGGCAAUGGGCAGGUUCUCGGCCUUUCCCAGUUCAUCAUCCAUCCGCAAUACAAUCCGCAGAGCCAGGACUUUGACAUGUCGCUGAUCAGGCUAAGCAGCCCCGUGCCAAUAGGCGGUGCUGUCAAAACAAUCCAGCUGGCCGAAGCUGACUCCAACUAUGCCGCUGACACCAUGGCCACCAUCAGCGGCUUUGGAGCAAUCAACCAGAAUCUUCAGCUGCCCAACCGCUUGAAGUACGCGCAGGUGCAGCUCUGGAGCCGUGACUACUGCAACUCCCAGAACAUUCCCGGUCUCACCGAUCGCAUGGUCUGUGCUGGGCAUCCCAGUGGGCAAGUCAGCUCCUGUCAGGGUGACUCCGGUGGGCCACUUACUGUGGAGGGCAAACUCUUCGGCGUGGUCUCCUGGGGCUUUGGAUGUGGCGCCAAGGGACGCCCGGCAAUGUACACCUAUGUGGGUGCCCUCAGGUCCUGGAUCAAGCAGAACGCAAAUGUUUAA
Drosophila persimilis is the source of this 975-nucleotide messenger RNA. RefSeq names its product trypsin 3A1. Gene Ontology annotation, biological process: proteolysis. Bases 163 to 975 code for a protein of 270 amino acids. Gene Ontology annotation, molecular function: serine-type endopeptidase activity. The transcript has a single exon. The record is from RefSeq and is a predicted model, not a curated record. Lineage: Eukaryota; Metazoa; Arthropoda; Insecta; Diptera; Drosophilidae.